Syzygium oleosum is the source of this 703-nucleotide messenger RNA. Its product is annotated as glycine cleavage system H protein, mitochondrial-like. The transcript has 4 exons. Gene Ontology annotation, biological process: protein lipoylation; glycine decarboxylation via glycine cleavage system. NCBI's taxonomy places the organism in Eukaryota, Viridiplantae, Streptophyta, Magnoliopsida, Myrtales, Myrtaceae. Gene Ontology annotation, cellular component: cytoplasm; mitochondrion; glycine cleavage complex. The record is from RefSeq and is a predicted model, not a curated record. Bases 78 to 569 code for a protein of 163 amino acids.
AAGGCCAUCUCUUUCUCUGAAACUUGGGCACUGCACACAAAACAAAGGAAGCACCAUUGGGAGGGAGCAGAUAAGCCAUGGCACUGAGGAUGUGGGCUUCUUCCACCGCCAAUGCACUCAGGCUCUCUUCCAAGGCCUCUCUCUCCCCAGCAUUCUCUCUCCACAGAUGCUUCUCCUCUGUUUUGGAUGGACUAAAGUAUGCAACUUCACACGAGUGGGUGAAGCAUGAAGGCCCAGUGGCCUCCGUUGGCAUCACUGACCAUGCUCAGGACCACCUUGGAGAAGUAGUGUUCGUGGACCUGCCCGAACCCGGCGGUUCAGUUUCCAAAGGAGGCAGCUUUGGAGCAGUGGAAAGUGUAAAAGCAACCAGUGACAUUAACUCUCCUAUCUCUGGUGAGAUCGUUGAAGUGAACACAAAGCUCACUGAAACGCCUGGCUUGGUCAACUCAAGCCCUUAUGAAGAUGGAUGGAUGAUUAAAGUGAAGCCCAGCGAUCCAUCGGAACUAGGUUCCUUGAUGGGUCCAAAAGAGUACACGAAAUUCUGCGAGGAAGAAGCUGCCGCUCAUUAGGAUGUGAAUGUGCAUCAAACUGACGUCUCUGAAGCUGCAUAAUAACGAUAUUGUCAAUUUCUUUGUUGAAUUAAUCAAGACAGAACUUCAAACUUCAGAAAUGUCAAAUUGGCUGCUUUAUAUGCCCUUUCUGA